Molecule: messenger RNA, 912 nt
Organism: Penicillium brevicompactum
Lineage: Eukaryota; Fungi; Ascomycota; Eurotiomycetes; Eurotiales; Aspergillaceae
Product: arylformamidase
Exons: 3
Coding region: 1-912 (303 amino acids)
Molecular function (GO): arylformamidase activity
Source: RefSeq, a predicted model, not a curated record
AUGCCGAGUCGAUCUCGGACUGUAGCCUACGGGCGAGUCCAUAACCUCCAAGUUGUCUCUGUGACACCCUUAGCUUCAAGCAAAGAUGGGUACUGGGUGAUCUUCAUCCAUGGCGGUGCCUGGAGAGAUCCAACCGUUAAGGACACGGCGUUCAAUGCAGCCGAGUCUAUACUGCGUGACACACCAGACCUCCCUAUCGCCGGCUUUGCUUCAAUCUCAUACCGUCUAAGCGCACACCCAAACCAUCCCCAAGACCCGAUCAACACUUCCCCCACGAUUACCGCGAUGCGAAACACCCCGAUCAUAUUCGGGAUCUGCGGCGCAACGCUUGCCUUCCAGGCAGUGAUGGGCGCGGUGUCGAACCAUCGCGAGCAGGCCUUCAGCGAAACAAAGGAGAACCCAAAAAUCAGCGUUGGGGUUGUCUCGGCCUCGCCAGGUCCUUUGCCGCCCCCGUUGACGGCACAACCUACCGCCAUUGUCGGGGUGGCGGGUAUAUAUGAUCUGAGGCGGUUGCGCGACUCGCAUCCUGAUAUCUCAGCCUACUCGGAGUUCAUAGAGGGGGCGUUUGGAGCCGAUGAAUUGCUCUGGGAUGGAGUAUCGCCCGCACAAAUGGCUGGCUCGCGCGGAGUGGAGGGUGGCUGGAAGUCUGGGAGGUUAGCUGUUCUGGCGCAUUCCAAAGAUGAUGAGCUGGUCGAUGAGUCUCAGCUUGACGCUAUGGAGGAAAGUCUCAAACAGUGGGGGAAACUUGAGGCUCAGAUCCCUGUCCAGGAAUUGUCGCACCGCGAUCGACGGGUCCGCGUCUUGCCCAUCAGUGGCGCCCAUGAUGAAGCCUGGGAGAGAGGCGACCAAUUGGCUUAUGCCAUCAUCUAUGCUCUCGAGCAACUGCGGGAAAUGGGGCUGGUCCCUCAGUGA